Molecule: messenger RNA, 3885 nt
Organism: Dicentrarchus labrax (European seabass)
Lineage: Eukaryota; Metazoa; Chordata; Actinopteri; Moronidae
Gene: sema7a
Product: semaphorin 7A
Exons: 14
Coding region: 502-2496 (664 amino acids)
Biological process (GO): axon guidance; semaphorin-plexin signaling pathway; integrin-mediated signaling pathway
Molecular function (GO): chemorepellent activity; integrin binding; semaphorin receptor binding
Source: RefSeq, a predicted model, not a curated record
AACAACAACCGCAGUUUUUGGAGAUGCUCUGACCCAGUCGUCCAGCCAGCUGAAAUCCUCACGCUGCCCAUUUUUCCUGCUUCUAACACAUCAACUUUGAGAACAAAAUGUUCACUUGCUGCCUAAAUAUAUCCCACCCACUGACAGGUGCCGUGAUAUCGAGAUAAUCUGUGUUAUAGUGAUACGACGUAUCUUUUAUUACACUACCUGCCCACGUUUGCAUUCCUGUUUGAGCUCUGCGUCAACGCUACUUCGGAUUUCGACAGAUGGAUACAAUUUAACUCCUCUCUACCUCUCCAUCAGAUAGACCUAAUGUUUAGUUUCCCUAAACAUCUAAUCAUUUUUACCUAUUAAAAGACUACUAGACCUCCAAAUGACCGGAGAGGAGGAGGAGGAGUCUCGCAUAUAUCCGUUCCUGAUCCAUUUCAUGCGGGAACAGAUGUGAUGAGGACAGUACACGACACACCAUUGGCAGAAAUGUUCUCCAGCUAAAGGUGCAAAAUGAGGCGACUUGGUUUUAUUUAUAUUUGGCUUGCUGCGGAUUUUCAACUAGUCCUUGGUGUAGGAUUGGAGGACACACCGACUCUCGGAUCUAAAGAUAAUCCCAGAGUUCUGUGCAAAGAUGUAAUUUGUGGUGGAUUUGAAUACAAAGACCGUCAGAACCACAGUGUUUUCUUCUAUGAUGAGGACUCUGAGGAGCUGUAUGUUGGAGGGACUGAUUUUGUGUUCAAACUUGAUGUGGAUGACCAUCAUAUUAUAGAGAAAUUUCCUCUGAAAACAACAGGACAUCAACAGUGCCAAGAGGGCUCCUGUGAAAAUGUUAUUACUGUUAUUGAGAAGUUUCAAGACAGCCUGUUUGUCUGUGGGACUAAUGGAAACAAACCGCAGUGUUGGAAACUUUUUUCUUCAGUGAACAAUCAGUCGCAUGAGAUAAUGGAGAGUUAUGAGGGGACAGGCAUCUCUCCAUUCAUAUAUACACAGAACUCCAUAUCUCUCACAGCAGAGCGGGAUCUAUAUUCAGCAGCACCUUUGGAUACUGACGGAAGUUCAUUACAAUUCAGAAGGAAAGCUGGCAGCAGAACUAAUGUCUGGAUGUAUGACAAGUGGGUCUCAGAGCCCACAUUCAUCUCUGCAUCCUGGGUGAAGCGGAAGGAAGACGCUGAUAAUGAGAAAAUUUACAUCUUUUUCCGCGAAAAGAAUUCUGAUAACAACCCCGAGGCUGACCCCUGGAUAUCGAGGGUUGCCAGAGUUUGUAAGGUAGAUGAAGGCGGAUCGAAAAGAUUCUUCCAGAACAUGUGGACAUCUUUCCUUAAGGCCCGGCUUGUCUGUGGGUUUCCUGAGGAGUCGCUAUAUUUCACCCGUCUCCAGGACAUUUACGUGAUUCACGCCGAGGACUGGCAUGACACCCGAGUCUAUGCCCUUUUCACAAGUAGCUGGAACUCCACAGCAGUGUGCAUCUAUUCAAUAGAAAUGAUUGAAGAAAUAUUUGAGAACUCCACUUUCAAGGGCUAUGACAAAGACAUCCCCAAACCAAGGCCAGGAAUGUGUGUAAAAAACAGCAGGAGCCUGCCACUGGCCACUGUCAGUAUAGUGAAGGAUUACCCAGAAAUGACUGACUGGGUUCACUCCGUGCACUAUAAAGCUCCAUUUUAUAUAAGCAGCAACAACUACACCAAAAUAGCAGUGGAUCGAGUACAGGCAGCAGACCAGGGACUGUAUAACAUUCUGCUGCUAUCCACUGAUUCUGGGAAGAUCCAUAAAGUGUUAGAGGCUGGGUCAGAACCUUUCAUCAUCUCUGAAACACAACUAUCCAGCAAUUCAUCCAUACAAGCAAUUGAACUUGACUCCAGAAAGAAAAAGUUAGUGGUGGGUUUUGCAGAGAAAAUUGCUACAGUGGACCUCCAGAGGUGUCAGGACUACAACAGUUCCUGCGCAGAUUGUGUUUUAGCCCGGGACCCGUACUGUGCCUGGACGGAGUUUGGAUGCAACCCGACUGUCCACGGAGGCAUUCAGAAUAUCAUGGACGGGGAUAUAACUGUGUGCCCUACAUCAGUUAAAGAACAAAAGCAAGUAAAAAGGACCAAACGGAUGACACCAGUGGAUUCGCUUACAAUUCACUCAGUCCAUCUGGGUGUCCCUUUCUAUCUGUCCUGUCCUAUAGACUCCUACCACGCUGUCUACACCUGGAAGCAUAAUAAUCACCAGGAAAGCCCUUGUCAGCAAAUGCAGUCUAACUGCCUGCACCUCAUUCCUUCCAUGGCAAAGGAGAACUAUGGCACAUACCGGUGUGUUUCCACAGAGAAAGGCUACACCAAAGUGGUGAAAAUGUAUCAGCUUACAGAGCAAACAAUCCCAGCUACAAUAGGAGACAGAAGCAAUAUCCCUGACAACUUAAAUGAUUCAUCAGCUGCUGUUCCGCAAACACAGAUCAACGUUAGACUGGCUGUUGUGGUGAUGGGUUUUCUGGUUGUGCAUGACUUAAUAUUUGAAAUGUAGCAUCAAUAUUUUCAGACCCUUUGUCCUUGCUAUUGCUAAUCAGACCAGGAUGCAGACAGCACUAAAGGAAAUCCACCUAAACACCAGGGAAUCUUGCAUCUCAAUCGUUCAAGAAGGAGCACUUCCACUAUGAACCUAAAACCUAAUUUGUGCAAGUCACAUAGCUGUGUGUUGGCAGAAAUGUUAGGCUUUCAAGUCUACAGGAACAAGCUUCGGCCAAGUUUAUUUUUGAAAGGGAAGCCAGAGCAGGAAGAGAUUGGUGUGAUGAAGGAAGAAAGAAGCACAACCAGUAAGCAGUAUGUUUAAAAGAGCCUUAUGGUGUUUGUUUGAUCAGCUGAUUAUGAGUUAAUGAUAUCAGCAUCCUGCAUGAAUUACGUAAAUAAUUAAUUGGGUGUUUAUAUCUUCUCAUUGUUAAGACUAGGAAAACAAAGCUGAAGAUGUAAAAAGCAAUCUGAAGAAGAUGGUUUUACUGUAAGGGCAGUCUGAGGAAUGACUAUAGCACCAUUAAAAUGUUGUGAUCUUGAGUGAGAAAACUGGUCAGAGAGCCACAGACAGUACAGUACAAGUAAGUAAACUCAUAGCUCUUUAGUCCAUUAGAAGUCAGCAAUGUAUGUGUUCCUGUGCCCCACCCCAGACAGGAUCAGAGUGUAGGGGAGGGUGGAGGCAGCCAGGGACCCCUGAGGUCCCAUGUUUUGUUAACUUCUCCCACAGAGUCAACAGUCAGAGGUGCACUGUGCAAUAAAAUAAAAUGUUUGAUCAAUAUUAGCUGCAGUUUGACCAAUGGAUAUCAGUACUAUAUUAAACUUAAUUUAGAACAGAUUUUAGAUGGUUAUUGAAAAUGAUCUGUCAUUGAUGUUUGAAACACUUCUAGUUAUUUAUAUUCAAAUAUCUUUUAACAGUAGCCAUUGACACAAGUGACAAAUGCCGACAUAAUACUAAACAGAAGCAGAAGUAGAGAUGAGUCAUUGAACUGUAAUGCAGUAAUGCCCAGCUCUGGCUAAAUCUGGCUUCCACACACUGAGCAUGCUUAGCUACAGUUUAAAACAACCAAAAGAUCAUAUCUCACAAAUUAAGGCUGCAAAUUAUGUGUAGCUAUUGAAAUAGCAAAUGAUAAGAGAGAGAGAGAGUGUGUGUUUUAUUGCUGAUGAAUUCAACUUUUCAUUUGUACAAUUACUCUUUGAAAUGUAAAAACUACUAAGCUAUAUUUAUUAUUUAACAAAUAUUUUGGUACAACCUUAACUGUUAUUGUAGUGCUAAAUAUUUUUGUACAUGGAACCAAUAUGUGUCGAAAAGUGUAUAUUUUUGCAUAAUGAAAAUUCACCCGAAGAAUGUAAAAGGCUACUAUUGAUUUCUUAAUUAUAUAAAUAAAAAACAGAAUGGAGCUGAAAA